AUGAAGAAGUUUGGCUUUGGCAGCAAGAAGGGGGGCGACGACGGCGGUGACGACGAUGCUUCUCGCAGCGCCCUUUUCGGCCGCAAGAAGUCUUCUCAGCCGCCCGCCGGUGACAACCCCUACGCCCAAGCCCCACCAGCCAACGACCCCUACGCCCAGAGUUCCAAGUCCGCCGCCGCCUCGGCCCCCUACCAGCAACAACGCCCGGGGGGCUUCCAGUCGAACCCCUACGGCGGCGGCGGCGGCAGCUCUGGCGGCCUCCCCGGCGGUCCCGGGCCCCGUCGAAACCCCUCCGGCAGCGGCGCCUCGACCUACUCGCAACCGCCGCCUCCCUACGGCGGCGACGCCAACGAGCGAUCCAGCAGCGGGUACGGCGCCGACAGGUACGGUGCGUCGGGCGGCUACGGCGAUAACCGCUACGACAACAGCGGCGCCAACAGGUACGGAGCAUCCUCGGCCGCAUCAGCACGCGGGCCCGGCGGCUACGGCGGUCUCGGCCGCACCAACUCGAACGACACGGACGCCCAGCGCGACCAGCUCUUCUCGGGCGCCCAGCAGCGCAACCAGCAGCGCCAGCAGGGCGGCAACAACAACGGCUACGGCCAGGACAACGCCGGCGGCUCCUCCUCCGCCGCAGCUGGCGCCGAGGGCGACCCGUACGGCGGCUACGGCGCCGAGCGCGAGCUCACCGAGGAGGAGAUCGAGGCGCAGGAGGUCCGCGACGUCAAGAAGCAGAUCCAGGACACGCGGCAGGAGUCGAUCAACUCGCUGCAGCGGUCCAUUGCGCUGGCGCACCAGGCCGCCGACACGGGCAUCAACACGAUGAACAUCCUCGCGCGGGACGAGGAGCGCCUCAACAACACGGAGAAGCGCCUCGACGAGGCGGCCAACUACAACAAGAUUGGCGCCGAGCGGGCCAAGAAGCUCAAGAACCUCAACCGCUCCAUGUUUGCCGUCCACGUCAACAACCCCUUUACCAACAGCAAGCGCACGGCCGAGUACGAGCAGAACGUCAUUGACAACCAUCGUGCCGAGCGAGAGCUGCGCAACGAGACGAGGAAGAACGGCUGGGACUCGUCACAGCAGAUGGAGCAGACGAUGCGCGGUCUCAACCUCGGCGACAAGUCGCAGCAGCGUGGUUCGGGCAAGUCCUCGGCGGCGGAGAAGAGCAAGUACGUCUUCCUCGACGAGGACGACGACGAGAACAACCAGGCGCUCGAGGACGAGGCGACGAUUGACCGCCAGAUGGACGAGCUCAGCGGCGCCGUCUCCGUCCUCAACAGGGUCGCCAAGGCACAGACCCAGACGGUCCAGAGGCAGAUUGUCACGGCCGACAGGAUCAAUGAGAAGACGGACAUGGUGGACGAUGGUGUCAGACUCAACAGGGCCCGUCUCGACCGCAUCAAAUAA
This is a messenger RNA of Verticillium nonalfalfae, 1410 nucleotides long. RefSeq names its product Meiosis-specific subunit of the t-SNARE complex (gene SPO20). The coding region runs from base 1 to 1410 and encodes 469 amino acids. Gene Ontology annotation, molecular function: SNAP receptor activity; syntaxin binding. Lineage: Eukaryota; Fungi; Ascomycota; Sordariomycetes; Glomerellales; Plectosphaerellaceae. Gene Ontology annotation, biological process: vesicle fusion; exocytosis. The transcript is spliced from 3 exons. The record is from RefSeq and is a predicted model, not a curated record. Gene Ontology annotation, cellular component: plasma membrane; SNARE complex.